UAGGGCAAGUGAAUCAUCACAUUUCCCUCGGUGGAAGUAAGAACUCGGGCUGGAAGCAUGUGGUGCGUCCUGCGAGGCUGGCGGGGAGGCUGCCUGGGCCCAUGGGGAGCCCUGGGGACGCAGGGCCCCCGGGGCCUCCGCGCUCUGGCCAGCAAGCGCCCGCGGAGCCGGGGCGAAUACAGCCACGUGGUGGUGGGUGCGGGCUCCGCCGGCUGCGUGCUGGCCGGCCGGCUCACGGAGGACCCUGACCAGCGUGUGCUGCUGCUGGAGGCCGGGCCCAAGGACGUGUACGCGGGGAGCAAGCGGCUCCGGUGGAAGAUCCACAUGCCCGCGGCCCUCGUGGCCAACCUGUGCGACGACACGUACAACUGGUGCUACCACACCGAGCCGCAGGCGGGCCUGGAUGGUCGCGUGCUGUACUGGCCGCGGGGCCGCGUCUGGGGCGGCUCGUCGUCGCUGAACGCCAUGGUCUACGUGCGCGGGCACGCCGAGGACUACGAGCGCUGGCAGCGCCAGGGCGCCGCGGGCUGGGGCUACGCGCACUGCCUGCCCUACUUCCGCAGGGCGCAGGCGCACGAGCUGGGCGCCGGCAGGUACCGCGGCGGCGACGGGCCCCUGCGCGUGUCCCGGGGCAAGAGCGGCCAUCCGCUGCACCGCGCGUUCCUGGAGGCGGCACAGCAGGCCGGCUACCCCCUCACCGAGGACAUGAACGGCUUCCAGCAAGAGGGCUUCGGCUGGAUGGACAUGACCAUCCACGAAGGCAAGCGCUGGAGCACGGCCUGCGCGUACCUGCACCCAGCACUGAGCCGCCCCAACCUCACAGCCGAGACCCAGACGUUUGUGAGCAGGGUUCUGUUUGAAGGCACCCGUGCGGUGGGUGUGGAGUACAUCAAGAACGGCCAGAGCCACAGGGCUUAUGCCAGCAAGGAGGUGAUUCUGAGUGGAGGGGCCAUCAACUCUCCGCAGCUGCUCAUGCUGUCGGGUGUGGGCAAUGCCGACGACCUCAGGAAACUGGGCAUCCCGGUGGUGUGCCACCUUCCUGGAGUUGGCCAGAACCUCCAAGACCACCUGGAGGUGUAUAUCCAGCAGGCAUGCACCCGCCCCAUCACCCUCCACUCUGCACAGAAGCCCCUGAGGAAGGCCUGGAUCGGCCUGGAGUGGCUCUGGAAGUUCACAGGGUAUGGAGCCACGGCCCAUCUGGAAACUGGGGGGUUCAUCCGGAGCCAGCCUGGGGUCCCCCAUCCGGACAUCCAGUUCCACUUCCUGCCGUCCCAGGUGAUCGACCACGGGCGGGUCCCCCCACAGCAGGAGGCUUACCAGGUGCAUGUGGGGACCAUGCGGGGCACAAGCGUGGGCUGGCUCAAACUGAGAAGUGCCAACCCCCACGACCACCCUGUGAUCCAGCCCAACUACCUGUCAACAGAAACCGACAUUAAAGACUUCCGUCUCUGUGUGAGGCUGACCCGAGAGAUUUUUGCACAGAAAGCCCUGGCACCAUUCCGGGGAAAGGAGCUCCAGCCGGGAAGCCAUGUCCAGUCGGAUGCAGAAAUAGACGCCUUCGUGCGGGCGAAGGCAGACAGUGCCUACCACCCCUCGUGCACCUGCAAGAUGGGCCAGCCCUCCGACCCCACGGCGGUGGUGGACCCACAGACCAGGGUGCUCGGGGUGGAAAACCUCAGGGUGGUCGACGCCUCCAUCAUGCCCAGCGUGGUCAGUGGCAACCUGAACGCCCCCACCAUCAUGAUCGCAGAGAAGGCAGCCGACAUGAUCCAGGGGCGGCCGGCACUCUGGGACGAGGAUGUCCCGGUCUAUAAGCCCAGGACCCUGGCCACCCAGCGCUGAGGUCGGCCCUGCCCGCGAAGGCUCAGCACAGCCCUUGCUCCACAUGGGCUUCCCUGAACCUGUCUAGAAUGUUAUAGUCCAGUGGCCGAGACUUGGAUAAUCUUAAGAAAUGAGACCAGUACUGCUCAGUGAACUGGCUUCUUUCUUACCAGCAUGUCCUCACAGGCCUUCUGGUCCCCUUCUCCCUGCCUCCUGGCGGGACAGCAAAGGGGAAGGGAGGCUGGAGGAGAACGGGCAACUCCUGCCAGGCCCUUGGCUUGUGCCCCGCAGUGCUCUCCGGCCCAGGGUCCUGCCGCCUUCCAGGGUCCGGGUGGGGCCUUCCCAGGCUCUAUCUGGAGGCAAGCUGGUCCAGGAGCAGGGAGCUUGCACAGAGCCCGGGGCAUCCUCCCCGUCUGGCUGAAAGCUGCACUGGGGGCCUGGAGUGAGGGAGCGUGGAGCUCAGCUGGGCUGUGUGACAAGCCUCCAACAUGCCUGGGCAGAGGGAAAGCUACCUCUGGAAGAAACAGGCUGCUGCUUUCUCUGCUGCUUCCUGACUUCACCCCCAGAGGGAGACAGGAACUGGUGUUCAGCUGGGUCCCUCCAAGGGGCUUGUAGCCCACCUCUACGACGCUCUGGUUCUUACUAACACCAUCAGAAUGAGGCCAGAAUUCUGGACCUUGCUUCAGGACUCAGGAGUCUGCAGGGCCUCUUUACUACCUUGGGUUUUAGGAUUUAGCAUUUUUAAAGAUCUUCCUGUUGCCAGGAAACCUAGAAACCCAGAGCAGACCUGUACCCCAGCCUGCUCUGCACAAAGCCUGGGGAGACAGGGACUGAGCAGUGGCCACGGCUGGCUAAUUCUCAUUCUCCAGAUGUCCCCAGCAACAGACCAGGCAGGAGCCAGGCUGACGGAUAAAGUAGUCAAAUAGAGCUAUGAUCCUCAUCCUGGGGCAGGGGAGGGAAACACAAUUGAUUUAAAGACAAAUGAAUUGGUGAAGAUUGGAGCUUGGGCGGAAGACAAAGUAACUUUUAAAACAGAUCUCUGAUCUUUAAACUUCUUCUAAUUCAAUAAGGCAACCCCAUAACUUACUUUUGAACUGAGAUGCAUUAUCCAGACUGUUGUUACAAGGUGAUGAACAUGUGGAUACGUUUUGGAUUGAUUUUUCUGACUAUAUCCAGAAGACCCUGCCUGGCAGGAAGGAAGGGUACUCCCGUUUGGAAACCUGCCUGGCUGGACCCAGAAUCAGAGGGAAGGAAGAAGGAACAUUCCAGGCUUCACCGUAGAUCACAAGGGAUUGAAGUGCCUUGGAGGCCCCACAGUUGAGAAAGAUUUCUACAAAGGUGGAAAGAAGAAAGCCAUCUCACCGGCCUGCCUAUAAAAAUGUUCGAGUAAAAUCUUAAUUGAUCUUACCUGUGUCUUUAUUUUCUGUUCCAGCGGAGGGUCAAGAGAGAAAAUUCUGUCUGUCAAGAGACGUCUGUCUCCUAGAGAGGCCCCGCCUGCCCACAGGCCUCCUCUGGGUCUGGGAGCCACCGGCAGGGGUGAAGGACAGCAGGACGGUGGGUGCCGAUCCCCCACUCUGAGGGCCAUGAAGUGACACCUCCUGGCCUGUGACUGAACUGACCUCCUCUGGGGUGGGCAUGGCAGGUGACGUGGCAUUCAGACCUGCAUUCUCUGAUGCCUUCGGCCUGUGAGACAGCAGCUGAUAGGCUAGUGUGCAUGUAUAGGUGAGCAAAACCGCGUGUGUCAGCGGGGCCCGUACUCGGGCACCAAGGCCCCUCUCCCGCUCAUGGCAUACCAUCACACAAUACUGCCGCACACAGGUACGUUUCAAAGGAGAAAAGCGUGAGUGUCAUUUACCCAACAGGAAACUGCGCUGGGGUCCAGACCUCAGAAUAUUCUAUCUGAGGCAGUUCCCCCCUCGAGCCCUAAGUGCUGGCUGGCCAGGCAGAGUGGAGCAGUGGCCCGUAUCCUAACCACCACCUGUCUGAAGGGUCCAGUGCCACGAAGGAACCGUCGCCUGCAGAAGGAAAGGGGGCUGUUGUCAGAGGAGGCCAGAGAGGGGAGGGAAGUGCUGACCGGAAUCGGGGAGGGUGAGCCAGUCAGGCAGGCCCGAAGGGCAUGCAGACCGGCCAGCACUCGGCCUCUAGAGGAACUGCGAAGACACCUGUUAAGCCCCUUAAACAGAAAGCCUGCCCUGCCCCCCGAACAGGAGAACGUACAUUUCCCAGAACGGUUGACAAAGCCUAAGGGAAGCGGUGUAUGUGCCGAUGGGCAGGUGGCGGAACACAGACCCCACUGAAGAAGCCAAGGAUUCCUCCUGGUGGAGUCAGAGCCAGACACACAGCUAGAGCAGCGGCCUGCAGGUGACCAGGAAAGGGCGGGUCGCAGAAGUGGGACUCUGGCGCCUGGAAACACAGCCCUUGUGCAGGCUGCAGGAGUCUUCUCCAUAAAUUCAAAUAGUCUCCUUAGUCAAACCAUGUUCCUCCACCCAAAGGGCAUGUCAUAUUUCCGCUGAACAACUUAUCAUCAGGUCAAAUACCUAGGCACCUUUCUCUGCUGGUCCUGUCUUGAGACCCAGGCAGCCUCCCAUGGUCUCUCCUGCCUCCAUCCCCACAGGGCGCCCUCAGGGCCACGCGCACUCCUGUUCUCUGCUCGGAAGCAAGGGCCUCGGGCCCACCUCUCUCUCGGACCCCCAGUAAAGAAGGAAUAUCAUUUUAGAGAAAUAAAAACUUUUUCCACAAAUGAAGGCGUAACUGGAGUCUCGUUUCUGAGUCAGGAGAGGCUAAUAAAGGAGCUUGGAACUCUGUGUGAAGCUAACAGCUUUCAGAACAAACUGACCACCAUCCUAACAAUAAAAACCUUUGCAGGGAAACAGGCAAUGGGCAAAGACACUUAGGACUGUGAAGCAUAAACAGCACAAAAUAAACGGCUCUGGUUCCUCUCAGAAGCGUGGCAUCAACAUAAAGCGGUCCAUCAGACAUGUUAAACACAUUCUGUGCACCAAGAAGCUUCUAGGGCCUCCACAAGCUGCCCGUCCCCGCCACCAGUUGAUUCUGAAAUAUUUCAGAGUCAGGCUGGGAGGUGCUAUGUGGCCCAGCUGUCUGGAUGGAAAUUACAGAGACCACAGUUAACGAGGUUCCUGCUUGCCGUUUCCGUUUUGUGACAUUAUGGAAAACACAUGAUGAAAGAGACUAUGUACUAUUCCUGGGGUCAACCCCAAGAUGACUACUUUCUUAGGGGAUAGGAGGGGAACUAAAAAGGAGAGACAUUUAAAGUUUCCUGAAAGAGAAGAAACCAUGUUCUACAACUUGAAGUUUUUCUUAACAAAGACAAAUUUAAUGUCAGACGAGCAGUUGAACCAGGUGUAAUGCAGGUGGACAUUAGGAGUGGUGCAGUCUGUAAAAAUGCCAUUUAAGUGCUGACUAGCAAAGAUCACUGACUAUGCCAGGAAACUCGGUCCUGGUAGGACAGUUUUGGACUAACAAUGGGAAGCCACACAGUAAGACCAAUACUCAGUGGAGAGAUGGAGUCCAAAACGAUGGUGACUGUGGGUUAGCCCUUUAGGAGAAUGGUGCUGUCUGCAACUGGAAUUAAGUUACUACUGGCACCAGAGGAGUCACGAGAUCAAGAGAAAAUCUACAUCAUUACAGCAGUGCCCUCACAGAGUACCUGGUCCUCCGGAGGCUGUCACUGGCAAGCACCAGCUCUGUGCAAGGAGAGCUCCCAAAUACAAUAAACUUAUUACACAGCUUUAUUCUGAAGAUCAUUUUGCAUUUUAAUAAAAAAGAAUUUAUGUCAGGAAAUAGUCAUUUACAAACCUUGAAGUGUUUUUGCCUGGAUCUGGAGUAAGAAUGUCUUUAAGAAGAGGUUUGUAAGGUCUUUAUAACAAAGUGUUAUUUACAAAAAAAAAAACAAAAAACUAACAACAGGUCAUGUAUUCUUUAAAAAUUUUGAACCAAAAACUGCUACUAGUCUUUUUGACCGCAGGGAAUCCCUGCCACGGUAACUCGACAAAGUCUGCAUGAUUCUGUGAACAGAAAAGGAAGCCUUGAUGGGUCUGAUGAUCCCAAAGUGGGUUUUCAUCGAGAAGUACAAUUGGAGUGAGAGUGCAUUCUAGUGAAAACUUCAGCCCUCAUUCAGUUGCAUAUAAAAGCCCUCAAAGAGAACACACAGUAGCAAUGUUUUGUAAAAAGGCAGCGAUAGGAUUUGUACAGACCCCGACAUCUAGUCCUGCAAGAGCCGCCUUGCCUCCUCAGUCCCCCAGCCCCCAGCACUCUUUUAUUUCCUCAGACACGCCGCCUUACCAGUCCCGGGGGGACAACAGCAGAGAGACUUCAUUCACCACUGCCAUUAUUUCUGCACCAGAAAUGCCAGAAUAUCCUGUGGGGCAGCUGAGAAAACCAUGACUGUGAAUGAAAGCCACAGGGUCCGAGUAGCCAGCUCGACCUCCUCUGCCGUGAACUCGUCGGAGGGGUUAUUAAAGGAAAACAAAAGAUGGUUGCAACCCAUGGUGGAUCAAAAGUUACAAUAUCAAAUCAGAGAACCCCUGCCCAAAGAAAAGACUGCAAAUAGUCCUCUGGAAUCUCUUGUGUAAAGAUAGAUUUAUAGUGACUCAAAAUAUUUUAGAAAAAUCUCUGUAGUGUCAAGUUCUUCUGAACUAAAGAUUGUACCCCCAAAAGAUUUUUCACUGAAUAAAUGAGAAUUGGCUCUG
Molecule: messenger RNA, 6530 nt
Organism: Odocoileus virginianus texanus
Lineage: Eukaryota; Metazoa; Chordata; Mammalia; Artiodactyla; Cervidae
Source: RefSeq, a predicted model, not a curated record